Molecule: messenger RNA, 2789 nt
Organism: Engraulis encrasicolus (European anchovy)
Lineage: Eukaryota; Metazoa; Chordata; Actinopteri; Clupeiformes; Engraulidae
Gene: csnk2a2a
Product: casein kinase 2, alpha prime polypeptide a
Exons: 12
Coding region: 993-2042 (349 amino acids)
Biological process (GO): regulation of chromosome separation; peptidyl-threonine phosphorylation; peptidyl-serine phosphorylation
Cellular component (GO): nucleus; protein kinase CK2 complex; cytosol
Molecular function (GO): protein serine/threonine kinase activity; ATP binding
Source: RefSeq, a predicted model, not a curated record
CCGCAAACACUCGUAGCAUUGAAGAAUGAACCGAAGGGGAUUCCAGUAAGGGGAUCCCCACACCCCUUUAUUUUAGCGAUACCAGGGGCUUCCCUGGGGACUUGAACACACCGACAGGGAAGUGAUUAUUUUGGCGCAAAUUGGUGUUUUGUGCGAUAGUCUUUGCGCGUAGCUAGCGUUCCGUUAAACAUAGGGCGAGUUUGCUAGCUAACGUUAGCUUCUUAUCGUAAAGCAAGCCAACAGUAUUUUUCUUCUACGUUAAUGUUCGUCUGCAACGGGACGAUCAUGCCACAGUGGACAAUAUGUGCGGUCAGUAUGCUUUGUAAUUAAUGCUUACCCGAUUUACAUUGUAUCGUGUUUUAUUUGGCCUUUAUAUGAGUUAGCCUUGUAGCUUCAUCUGAAUCUUGUUCCAACGGGCCUUGCGUUUCCAUCGUUAGCGAAGGUCUACAUUGCCCGCAAACCAGUCUCUUCCGUUUGCAUUCCCCCACACUGGUUCGCGGGUCGCUGACUAAUGUAGUUAGCCAGCUAGUAAAGCUAGUAUAGGUUGAAAGUGGAGACCACAAAAAUACUCCGUUGCCCAUAUAUUGUGCCCCGACUUCAGCUAUUUAUUUUUUUAAACGAUCAAGAUUUUAGUCGCGAUUGAAUCCCUUCUGCACAGAAUAUUUUACUUCUACCUCAUCAUAUUAACGUUAUUUCUCUUUCCCACCAACGCCUCGUUUAAACUGGCUCUCCACAUUACGCCAAACAGCCUGUUCAGCAAGCUUGGACACUCGCUCAUCGUUGUACUGACAAUCCGCACUGCUAGCUCUAAUGAGUGUUUGCGGUGGCCACUUCUGUUCAGCCACCAACCACGGACGAAAUUUGUCGUGAGGAACUCCUACACUGACAUAGCUGAAGUCUGGACACCCGAGAGUAGGUGUUCUGCCUUUAGGUAUACGGAUAAGAGUCUUGCGGUAGGGGGGUCUCGGACAGAUCGAUUGUGGAAGCCCGCCAUGCCCGGUCCAACGGCCGGUAGCAAAGCACGGGUGUAUGCCGAUGUCAACAAGCUGAAGAGCAAAGAGUACUGGGACUACGAAGCUCAUGUCCCGAGCUGGAGCAACCAGGAUGACUAUCAGCUUGUGCGUAAACUUGGCAGAGGAAAGUACAGUGAAGUUUUCGAAGCCAUCAAUGUCAACAGCAAUGAAAGGGUGGUUGUCAAAAUUCUCAAGCCUGUGAAGAAGAAGAAGAUCAAACGUGAGAUCAAAAUCCUAGAGAAUCUCAAAGGAGGCACCAACAUCAUCCGGCUGGUAGACACAGUGAAGGAUCCCGUGUCUAGGACACCAGCGCUGGUCUUCGAAUGCAUCAAUAACACAGAUUUCAAGGAUUUGUACCAGAGGCUAACAGAUUUUGAUAUACGUUUCUACCUAUACGAGCUGCUUAAGGCUCUGGACUACUGUCACAGCAUGGGGAUCAUGCAUCGGGACGUCAAGCCACACAAUGUGAUGAUAGACCACCAAAUGAGAAAGUUGCGCCUCAUUGACUGGGGCUUGGCGGAGUUCUACCACCCGGCCCAGGAGUACAAUGUCAGGGUGGCAUCCAGGUCAUACAAGGGACCAGAGCUGCUGGUGGACUAUCAGAUGUACGACUACAGUUUGGACAUGUGGAGCCUUGGCUGCAUGCUGGCCAGUAUGAUUUUCCAGAAAGAGCCCUUUUUCCACGGACAGGACAACUAUGACCAGCUUGUCCGCAUAGCCAAGGUCCUGGGGACAGAGGAGCUCUACGACUACCUGCAAAAGUACCACAUUGAACUGGACACUCGCUUCAAAGACCUGCUUGGCCAGCAGACUCGCAAACGCUGGGACCAGUUUGUUCAACAGGAGAACCAGCACCUAGUAAGCCCCGAAGCCCUGGAUCUGUUGGACAAGCUUCUGCGCUACGACCAUCAGCAGAGGCUCACUGCUGGCGAAGCCAUGGAGCAUCCUUACUUCUAUCCUGUGCUGAAGGGACAGUCACUCUCCAACACAGACAGCACUCUUGCAAUAAGUGGCUCCAAUGCAACAUGAUGAGCAGGAAACACCCCGGUUUAUAAUGAUUCUUUUUUGUCUUUUUUUGUUUUUACCUCAACUCUUGAAGCUUUUUUGGUGGCAGAGUUUUCUCUGCCCCCUCAGGAGAACACUUUUACUGGAACAAGAAAACAAAAAGGUCAAUCCAGCACACGGGACAUGUACAGAACGAAGACACGCAUCCAUUUUGCGCAUUACACUGGCAAAAUCCCGUCUCCUCUGCACACAUACUCAACCAACCACGCACAUAUACAACACACACUCAAACACACACAGACAAAAAACACACACUGUCUACCCGCUGCUCUAGGCUCCCAGCAGGAACAGUCCAAACUACAGUAGACCCCAACCACCCCACCACCCUCAACCUGACCCCCUGGUCCAACCACUCCUUUUGUUUUUAGUUAGAGGGGAAAAAGGAGAGGGAAAAAAAGUUUUGUAAAAGAACACACUGAGCCCCCAUCCCGAUCACGCUCCCCUCUUUUACCUUACCCUCCCUGUUUUAAAAUAAGCUUGGCAGACACAGGAGGAAAGAAUGCCUGCUCUUUCCCCCCUUGCAUUGGGUCUGCGUAUCUCAAGAGGGAUCAGUCCUAGCAGUGCCAAUGGGGUUUUUGCUGGACGGGGUUCUAAUCUGCUGAUAUGAGGUCAGAAUCCGAAGCUGUAGUGUCGAGUGGCAUGGAGAAUUUUUUUUUCUGCUAUGGUUGAAUUGAGAAUUACUAUCAAUGAGAAUAAAUAAAUUUUAUUUUA